UCCUCUCCAAAACCAGCUUCUUCUUCAAAACCCACUUCUACACUCCUCCCUAUAUAUACGUGUCCAAACCCUCCAGUGGUUCUGCCAUUUUCAGUCCCAUUUUCCCAAUAUCAGCUACUCUUUUCUCUCCUUGAAGCCAAACACCUUUCUGGGUUUUCUUCAUUUUUCUCAUAUCAAUGGCUUUUCCUCAAAGGGAGGUUCUCAGGCAGCAGCUGUCUGAGUUUAUGUCUUCCAUGGAGCAAGAGGGCUUUGUGGAUUUUCAUUUCAACAUGGCUUAUACAGUGAAGAGAGUGGAUGGUCCAUUCUCUUUUAUAGAGCUCAUGAACACCUUUCGCAGUGACUCUCAAGCUACCUUAAAAGCUCUGACACAAGCAAUGGAUCAACAAGCUAUUAAUUUUGAUGAAGUGGAGCAGCAUUGUCUCAAGAUCAAAGGGAGUACUGCAUGCCUUGGUAUUCAUCGUAUGGCACUUGCUUGUAGCGAUCUAAGGAGGGCGAUAAUUCAUGCUUCCAAAGAAGAGUGCUAUUUGGCCUUGAAUCGGAUGAAGCAAGAAUUUCAGGUUCUGCAAGACAAGUUUGAUCUCAUUUGUCAGCUCGAGAGGAGAAUCAACACUCCUGACCCGGCGGCAAAUGCAUGAAAGAUGAGAACUCUGUGUUGCGUGGCGGUGUCUUGAAAGGGGGUCUAGAAUGUGUUCGAAUCGUUUGAAUUUAAUUUACAUGUUAUGAAAACUUAUUAUCUUUAUCCUUUGUCUGCUCUUUUCCUUUUGUUUGAUGGUGUCAAGUAAGCCUAAAGACUUUUGUUGUAGUUUUGUUAAUGGUUAAUCUAUGGUUGCCCCUUUCAUCUUCA
Molecule: messenger RNA, 844 nt
Organism: Humulus lupulus (European hop)
Lineage: Eukaryota; Viridiplantae; Streptophyta; Magnoliopsida; Rosales; Cannabaceae
Product: histidine-containing phosphotransfer protein 2-like
Exons: 6
Coding region: 177-635 (152 amino acids)
Biological process (GO): phosphorylation; phosphorelay signal transduction system; cytokinin-activated signaling pathway
Cellular component (GO): nucleus; cytoplasm
Molecular function (GO): histidine phosphotransfer kinase activity; protein histidine kinase binding
Source: RefSeq, a predicted model, not a curated record